UUGAAUAAAUUAAUUUUAUAUUGCCUAUAAUUUUUAUUGUCCUAAUUAACUGAUUAAUAAUGAUGCACACAUACUUACCAAAAAAAUAAAACAAUACUCGUUAAAUCUCACCCAUGAAAUAAUUUUGAAACUUCAGCACACUAUCAAUGACCAUUACUAUCAAUGAGUAUUACACGAAAAUUAGAAAUAAUUCGAAAUCCCCAACCGCUUAUGGAUUUAUACCAGCUAGAACCUACCAAUUGAAAAUAUAAAGCUUCCCGGUCUGUGCAAACUGGCAGUUGAAUUUGAACUAACGCUCCAAUGAUCACCCAACCCGAAAUUUUAAAAUCAAUAUCAAACUAUCGGACUAAUAACUAACAAUUUUCUCUAAAAGCUUUUUUCAUUAAAUCGAUUCAAAAAUGAUAGCCUUAACUAAGCAUGCGCUGGAUUUUAUAACAAGUUGAAUUGACUAGUGAACUUUUUAGGACACUUUUCAAACCAUCAAAGCCUCUAACCCUUUACGAAUUAUUAAUCAGGCUUAAAUUCGUCCACUUAUCUUAUCAUGAAGGAGAAAAAAGUUUCCGAGUACAUUAUCUACCGUGAAAUAAUCAAAAAAUUACUUAUAGUCGUGGGUCUUUGGCCAUAUGACAAGCCAAAUAUAUUUUACAACUGCCUACCGCACAUACAGAUACUCGUAAACUUUUUUUUAUGCUUCGGGAUGCUUGGGUUCGUACAAAAAAAUUUUACAAACAUCGAUCUCGUUACUAAAGGGAUGAGCAUUAUGAUAAGUCUCAUGUCGACGAUCAUAAAGGUUGCGUGCUUCAUAGCAAACAAGGAUGACGCAAUCCAGCUGCACAAAAAUCUCGAUCCAUAUUUUACUACUCUUUUACAAGAUUCAGAACUAUCAAAAUUUGUUUUAAAAAGAUUUUCAGUUGUUAAAUAUUUGUCUGCUGUAUUUACAUUCAUUGUUACUUUGUCAUGUGCAAUGAGACUUAUUAUUCCUUUGAAUAUUGUCAUAAAACAACUUAAAAAUAAUAUUCAUCCGGUGAGAUACCCGCUGCUUUUUCCCAGUGUAUUUCCGUGGAAAGUGACACCCGAUAGUUAUGUUUAUGAAAUUGAGUUCGCGAUAGAAUCAUUUGCAGUUGUGACACUGUGUUUUAUAACUCUGAGCGUCGACUGUCUUUUUACGUUUUAUGUUUAUCAAAUGAUAGGUCAAUUGCGCGAGAUUUCUUAUUGUUUCAAAAAUUUAACUGAAGAAAGUGAUAGUCAGAGUAUUUUACGGAAAUGCAUUGGCCAGUAUCAAAUUUUGAUAGAAUCAAGAGACAUGUUACAGCGGCUAUAUGGUCCUAUUGUGUUGUGGAUCAUGGUUACGAAUGCUGUUAUUAUGUGUACAAUUGCUUUUCAAACGACGCAAAUGGAAAGUAUUUCUUUCGGACGUGGGCUACUAAUUUUCACAUGGAUAGCACUCAAAGUACUACAAACCUUCAUGUAUGCUUGGAGCGGAAGUUGCCUCACCUUAGAAUCUGACGAAUGUCGAGAUUCUAUUUACGCUUGUGAGUGGUAUGGAAACAAACGUCUCAUGACAUCGAUAGUAAUUAUUUUGUCCCAACGACCGCUAAUUUUGACAGCUUGCAAUUUUUCGGUCGUCUCAGUUGAAAUUUUCCAAAUGGUUAUAAACACAACUGUUUCGUACUUUUUCCUCCUCCAGACUCUCGAAGAAUAAAUAAAAUGAAUGAUUUUUUACAACGACA
Messenger RNA from Cotesia glomerata, 1730 nucleotides. RefSeq names its product odorant receptor 4-like. The transcript has 5 exons. The record is from RefSeq and is a predicted model, not a curated record. Bases 542 to 1702 code for a protein of 386 amino acids. Lineage: Eukaryota; Metazoa; Arthropoda; Insecta; Hymenoptera; Braconidae. Gene Ontology annotation, molecular function: olfactory receptor activity; odorant binding. Gene Ontology annotation, biological process: detection of chemical stimulus involved in sensory perception of smell; sensory perception of smell. Gene Ontology annotation, cellular component: plasma membrane.